Molecule: messenger RNA, 1201 nt
Organism: Cadophora gregata
Lineage: Eukaryota; Fungi; Ascomycota; Leotiomycetes; Helotiales; Ploettnerulaceae
Exons: 2
Coding region: 321-1097 (258 amino acids)
Molecular function (GO): phosphatase activity
Source: RefSeq, a predicted model, not a curated record
AUCGGAUCUGUGUCCUGUUGCACGUGUGAUUGUUAGUGGAUUUCCCGACUCGAAUUGAACGGUCUUGGCGAUCGAUUUUAUCCACAACAACCUCCAACUCUUUUGACAUAAUUUCGAAGACCUAACGCCUUAGAUUUGGCACUAGACAUUGUUUAAAUUAUAAUUCACAGCACAACACCACACAGCAGUAUCACCACACAUCAUAGCAUACCUUGAAUAUGGGUUCUACAGAACCACCAGUGUAACUCUCCGCACACCGCUCAAUUACCAUUCUGACCGCAUUCCAUAGUUUCCCUCCUGUCAGGGCUUGCAUCUUUGACAUGGAUGGAUUGCUAAUAAAUACGGAAGACAUAUACUUGGCUUGUUCAAAUGAGCUCUUGGCGAGAUAUGGCCGUCCAAACUUGCCCUGGAGUGUAAAGGCACAAUUCAUGGGCGUUCCAGGCUCAUCUACGGGUGGUCCAUUUUUCGAAUGGGCCCAGCUUCCUAUAUCUCGAGAGCAAUUCACCAAGGAGCAAAAAGAGAUUCAGCGCACACGAUUCCCCCAAUGCAAGCCGCUACCUGGCGUCAAAGAUCUCCUGUCGCACCUGGAGAAAGCGUACAACACGAAUGGCCAGAAGGUUCACUUUGCUAUGGCAUCAAGUACAACUAAGGAGAACUUCGACCUGAAAGCCCAGAGCACCGAAACUAGUGAAAUUUAUAAACUCUUUCCCGACAAUCGACGAGUCCUAGCAGGUGAUCCACGGGUGAAAGAAGGGAGAGGAAAGCCGGCACCGGAUAUCUUCCUGAUGGCGCUGCAGACUAUCAAUGAGAGUCUUCCAGAAGGUGAAAAUCCCAUCACACCGGACGAGUGCCUAGUGUUUGAGGAUGCAGUGCCUGGAGUUGAAGCUGGACGGAGAGCGAAGAUGAGGGUUGUGUGGGUUCCGCAUCCUGAGCUCGCGUCUGAGUUUAAGGGGAGAGAAGAUCAUGUUCUUGCUGGCAGGAUUGGACUGGUUCCAAUUGGCGAUGAGUGGCAGUUGGGUGAGAUUGGGGAUGGAUGGGGCGUUCGACUGGCGAGCUUGGAGAAGUUUCCGUACGAGAACUACGGAAUUCGGGUCUAGUUUGUUGGAAUGACUAGAUCCAAUUGCCCUUUUGUGAGCAUAAAGGUACCUCAAUUCUGAUAGAGAGUAGACAUAGAUAGAAUGCAUGGCUUUGAUCAAGUGAC